AUGCGUCCCUUGCGGGUCUACCUGCUGGCCCUCCUCCUGUUGGCAGGGAUCUGGCUGUCUGGUGCCAGUGUAUCCGACAGCUUUAAAGACUGCAGACAGUUUUUCUACAUGAGGGCAGCACCGACGGGCAUCGACGGGACCAGGGACAGCCUCAAGAGGAUCUGCCAGCGCUACGGGGACAAGGCGCGCUACGCCACCCUGUACGACGGCAGCCGUCGCCUGCCCCUCUACUCAGCCUACACCUUUAAGAAGAACGACGGGAAGAAGAGGAUGGACACGCCCUGGAUGUACGAGCCACAGCUGGCGUCUGGGAAUGAGGGUGGGAACAUGAAGGUGCUGCCCCCUAGUGACGACCUGGAGCCUCUGCUCCAGGAGAGCCAGGCGGUGCUGGAGGACUACUCAGACGCCGUGGAGUACUCCCGAGGCCUGCUCAACCCAGACCAGCACCAGGCUGACCCAGAUGAUAAGGCCUCCACCUACACCCUGACCAACGUGGUACCCCAGAUCACAGACUUCCUGGAAGAGACCUGGAGCUCCUACUUGGAUACCGUGCGCCGCCGCCUCAAUAACUUUUGUCGCGGAAAGCAGUCCUACGUGGUAACCGGGGUGACAGUCUCCGGGGCGACCAUACGUCGGGGGAACGAGGACCGCAUGGGGAUCCCCAAACACGUGUGGUUGGCUUACUGUUGCCCACGGUUCGACCGUAACUCUCCCUACGAGGUGCGUUUCAUGUUCCCUAGCUAUGGUGCCUAUGCACUGAAUGAACAGGAGGACCAUGCAGUCAUGGAGGUGCCUUUAAAGACACUGGAGAGCUUUCUGAGGAAACAAACAGACAUGGAUAGUAAUCUGGCUAUCUUCUACGAGGACUGUGUGUCAGAGAACACCUUCAAGAAGAAGAGGAAGAGAUAG
Molecule: messenger RNA, 909 nt
Organism: Salvelinus namaycush (lake trout)
Lineage: Eukaryota; Metazoa; Chordata; Actinopteri; Salmoniformes; Salmonidae
Product: endonuclease domain-containing 1 protein-like
Exons: 3
Coding region: 1-909 (302 amino acids)
Molecular function (GO): metal ion binding; hydrolase activity; nucleic acid binding
Source: RefSeq, a predicted model, not a curated record